Messenger RNA from Drosophila pseudoobscura, 10228 nucleotides. It is a transcript of the gene M7BP, whose product is annotated as Myosin-7a binding protein. The record is from RefSeq and is a predicted model, not a curated record. Bases 863 to 9856 code for a protein of 2997 amino acids. The transcript has 19 exons. NCBI's taxonomy places the organism in Eukaryota, Metazoa, Arthropoda, Insecta, Diptera, Drosophilidae.
AACGCACAUCAAAUCCAAAAAAAAAAAACAAAAAGUCCCCAAAAAACCCAACCAUAAACCGUAUAAAUAAUAUCAGGCCAAAGAAUACAAAUACUAUCAUUCGUAGGCCCCGAAUAUGUGAUAUAACCGCGGAAAUUGUCUUGACACUUAUCUGCGAAUUCGGUCACCGCGCUUCUUCGCUACCUUUAUAUACAGAUACAGAUAGAGCUACAGAUAUAUAUUUAUCAUUGUCCGCGAGUGGAGCUCUUAUCAAAUCAACAAAAGGCUUAUAUGGCGAACCGCAAUAACGAAAUGGGCAAACAAAAUUCCCCCCCUCCAAUAGCCCACUUAUAUAUUACGGUUAUACUCGUAUGUACAAACGGAAAGUAAACAAUCCAAAUAAAACUUGGCUAAAACAAACCUGUCGCCGCUCCAGUCGUAGUCGCAGUCCCAGUCCCAGUCGCAUUCGCAUUCCCAGUCGGAGUCAAUCGUUAACUUGAAGAUCGUUUCGAGUGGAGGGAGCCCUUAGUUCAGUCCGCGCCUCGUGAUUUUAAUCUGUUUGGUUUGGUUUUUGUCGCAGUCGGAAUUGUUUCAAAUAUAGCGUCAUGCUUUUGGGAUUGUUGUCGUUUUCGGGCUGAGAUUGUGCUGGGCGGCGGGAUUGACGGACGGACUGCCGGGGAGGUGGUGACGGCAAUUAGCGAGUUCAUGUGGCAAACACCUCGAAAGAAUCACGUACCGAAAGAGUAUAUUUCCCAAAAGUGAUUGAUUGUAAUCGUUGUUUGUACACACUACAAUAUAUGUACGGACGCGUGGAAACAAAAGCGGAGAAAACCCUCGAAAUUGUGUGUGCUGCAAGCGUUUGAUACGCCCCUACAUACGCCUCAUGCAGCUGCCAAUCUAUCGUCCCGCAGCCGCCAACCUGCUGCUGGGCCUGACUUCGGUGGUGGGACUCGUCGGCGGGGCCUACCUGCUGCAAUGUGGCGCCCAGCGUCUUCUUGGUAAAAUAGCCGAUAGGAAGUGGAAGAAGGAGGAAGCCAGGGAGCAGCAGAGCUGCAAUGUCUGCUGUGCAGACUUGGACCAGAGCAGUCCCAAAACCUAUGUGACAUGCUGUACAUGCGGAAAGUACGUUUGCCGCGGCCCCAAGUGCGCUGACUGGCGGCCCAAGGAUGCCGACUGGGAGUGCCAGCUGUGCCACAGCUCCAAGGAGUCGCUGGCCCACACCUCCUCCUGGGUGGCGGAGCAGAUGUCCUUUAACCAGCACAAGUUCGUGUAUCCGAUGCGGGCUCGCAGCGAGGUCUACAUACCCAUCACUGGCGAUGGUGAUGGCGAUGCCAAUGACAGCACAAUGCACAUUGAGAGCAUCAGCCAGAUAGGGCAGAGCGCUCAUCUCGAAGAGCGCGCCAAAAUACGUGCAUAUGUGGAGGAAAUCGUGGCGGAGAUGCUGGGCGGCAGUCUCGAUCACAUCAAAGUGGGACAAUUGUCCAAAAGCGAAAACUACUUGCAAUUCUUCCACAAAUUUCAUGCGAAACUUUCGAACCUGCUUAUCAAUGUGGAGAGCGACCUGCUCAAGGGAGAUCUGCCGGCCAUUGUCAAUGGGAGCAACAGCAACAGCAACAACAACAACAACAACAAUGGGGACUCCGAGUCUCUGGCAGACAUCUCGCAGACCCGUCUACGGAGUCUCAUCGAGACCAUCAUAGCGGAGACGCUGCGCAACAGUGCCCUGAGCGUGAGCGGAGCCGUCUCGGAGAUCAGCCUGGACACCCGCUCGCUGGCCGCCGAGCUGCCGAACAAUGGGAAUGGGCUGAAGCGCCGACAUCGCACGGAGCACUACUUCGAGCCGAAGAUCUAUCAGGAUCUGCUGGCCACAGCGGUGCUCAAUAAGAUUGCCGAUAAGGAAGGGAACACAAGGUUAAUAUCGGAGAGCACACCAGACUUGAGUGGUCACCUCAUUGAUGAGAAUUACAAUGCCGAAGCGUUGAGCACCACGUCCGGUAGUUCCAUUGAGCCCCGAAGCGAUUGCAGCCUCACCGACCAUGAAUUGGCACUGGAUACUGGCAAAUCCAAGUCCCUGCAGGCGGAUUUGGAGCGUGAAUCGGUUUUGAGUGAUUAUAUAGCCGCCCACAUGGUUCCCCUUCCGGACUUUUCGGCAUCUGUUACUGAGUCGGAGGAUGAUGUUGGAUCAAUCUCCUCGAGCAUGAUCGGCGAUGGCACUUGGGAGGAUAACUGGCUAUUCAAGAAGAAGCGCAGCUCCGUGCAGAGCUCGGUCACUCCGAGCAGCAUUGGCAUGCUGGUGCCGGCUCCCAUGGAGAAUGUGCGUGCCCAAAUCGGCGAUAGGACUGCGGACGAGGUCAGCGAUCUGUCGGAGCUGGGAUCGGAUGUAGAGGACAAUUCGCUUGAUUUACUGCGCUGCAACGAUCUAAACGAUCGCCUGCUGAGCAAGCAUCUGAUCGGUGGCCAGAACACAAAACUUGUGCUAGACGAGCUCGUAGAUCGGACCAGCCUGAUCUCCCACACCCUUCCGGAGGAGCAUGAGCCCGCAUUUACGGAAACCACAAACACGUUCGUCGUAGCAUCCUCUGCCGCGCCAUCUGAUAUUAUAGUUUCACUACCAUCACCCAUGGUGUUUCAAGAUGACUCGAUGAACGAGGAGCUGGUCCAGACUCCCAUUGCAGCCCAAGGCGAAACUGACGAACUGGCCAGCCUCGAAGGUUGCAUUGGUUACAGCACAGUAGAAUACAUUGAUGAAGAGCAGAUGCGCGAAACCACGCCGUCAGUUAUCGAGAUACUAGCCGCCAUUGCCUUGGGACCGAUGCUAGCGGUCCCAGCAUCGGAGCAGCCGGGGGUCAUAACUCCGAGUGAGAUGCAUACACUCAAGGAGCUAAGCGACUUGGCGCUCGCCGAAAUAAACGCUCGCACAAUGGACUUGGCGCACCAUUCACUUGACAUCAUAGAAGAGGAGAAUAUUGAAUUAAUGCCGUUCACCGGGAGUGUCUCACAACCUUCCACUAUAAAUGUCCAUCCAUCAACUCUGACAGACCCAACAACAAACCACCAAUCUACAGAAACAACAGCCGCCCAGGAGCCAAAAGUGGUACCAAAACCUGCCAUAGACAGUGAUGCGCCCAUACAUAACCCAUCGACAACAAAAAUUCUAACAGUAGAUAAACCAGCAGCAUUGGAUCCUCCGGCAGCAGUGGAAAUCAGUCCUGAAACGGACACUGUUGCUGUUGAUCCUCCUUCGCCAGCAGCAGCGGAAAUCAUUCCAGACGCAGAAACCGUAGCUGCGUAUCCUCCCGCACCAGUGGAAAUCAUUCCGGAAACAGAAACUGUUGCAGUUGAUCCUGCUCCUCCAGCAGCAGUGGAAAUCACUCCAGCAGCAGAAACUGUAGCUGUGGAUCCUCCAGCAGCAGCGUUGGAAAUCAUUCCAGACGCAGAAACGGUAGCUGUGGAUCCUCCCGCACCAGUGGAAAUCAUUCCGGGAACAGAAAUGGUUGCUGUUUAUCCUGCUCCUCCAGCAGCAGUGGAAAUCACUCCAGCAGCAGAAACUGUAGCUGUGGAUCCUCCAGCAGUAGUUGAAAUCAUUACAGAACCUGAAACCGUAGCUGUGGAUCCUCCGGCAGCAGCGUUGGAAAUCAUUCCAGACGCAGAAACGGUAGCUGUGGAUCCUCCCGCACCAGUGGAAAUCAUUCCGGAAACAGAAACUGUUGCUGUUUAUCCUGCUCCUCCAGUAGCAGUGGAAAUCACUCCAGCGGCAGAAACUGUAGCUUUGGAUCCUCCAGCAGUAGUGGAAAUCAUUACAGAACCUGAAACCGUAGCUGUGGAUCCUACGGCAGCAGCGUUGGAAAUCAUUCCAGACGCAGAAACCGUAGCUGUGGAUCCUUCAGCAGCAGCGGAAAUCAUUCCAGACGCAGAAACCGUAGCUGUGGAUCCUCCCGCACCAGUGGAAAUCAUUCCGGAAACAGAAACUGUAGCUGUUGAUCCUGCUCCUCCAGAUGCAGUGGUAAUCACUCCAGCAGCAGAAACUGUAGCUGUGGAUCCUCCGGCAGCAGCAUUGGAAAUCACUCCAGCAGCAGAAACCGUAGUUGUGUAUCCUCCGGCAGCAGCAUUGGAAAUCAUUCCAGACGCAGAAACCGUAGCUGUGGAUCCUCCCGCACCAGUGGAGAUCAUUCCGGAAACAGAAACUGUGGCUGUUGAUCCUGCUCCUCCAGCAGCAGUGGAAAUCACUCCAGCAGCAGAAACUGUAGCUGUGGAUCCUCCGGCAGCAGCAUUGGAAAUCAUUCCAGACGCAGAAACCGUAGCUGUGGAUCCUCCCGCACCAGUGGAAAUCAUUCCGGAAACAGAAACUGUUGCUGUUGAUCCUGCUCUUCCAGCAGCAGUGGAAAUCACUCCAGCAGCAGAAACUGUAGCUUUGGAUCCUCCAGCAGUAGUGGAAAUCAUUACAGAACCUGAAACCGUAGCUGUGGAUCCUACGGCAGCAGCAUUGGAAAUCAUUCCAGACGCAGAAACCGUAGCUGUGGAUCCUUCAGCAGCAGCGGAAAUCAUUCCGGAAACAGAAUAUGUGGCUGUUGAUCCUGCUCCUCCAGCAGCAUUGGAAAUCACUCCAGCAGCAGAAACUGUAGCUGUGGAUCCUUCAGCAGCAGCGGAAAUCAUUCCGGAAACAGAAACCGUAGCUGUGGAUCCUUCCGCACCAGUGGAAAUCAUUCCGGAAACAGAAUAUGUGGCUGUUGAUCAUGCUCCUCCAGCAGCAUUGGAAAUCACUCCAGCAGCAGAAACUGUAGCUGUGGAUCCUUCAGCAGCAGCGGAAAUCAUUCCGGAAACAGAAACCGUAGCUGUGGAUCCUUCCGCACCAGUGGAAAUCAUUCCGGAAACAGAAACUUUUGCUGUUGAUCCUGCUCCUCCAGCAGCAGUGGAAAUCACUCCAGCAGCAGAAACUGUAGCUGUGGAUCCUCCAGCAGUAGUGGAAAUCAUUAUAGAACCUGAAAUCGUAGCUGUGGAUCCUCCGGCAGCAGCAUUGGAAAUCAUUCCAGACGCAGAAAAGGUAGCUGUGGAUCCUCCGGCAGCAGCAUUGGAAAUCAUUCCAUAUGCAGAAACCUUAGCUGUGGAUCCUCCAGCAGUAGUGGAAAUCAUUACAGAACCUGAAAUCGUAGCUGUGGAUCCUCCGGCAGCAGCAUUGGAAAUCAUUCCAGACGCAGAAAAGGUAGCUGUGGAUCCUCCGGCACCAGUGGAUAUAAUUACGGAAACAGAAACUGUUGCUGAUGAUCCUGCUCCUCCAACAGCAGAAACUGUAGCUGUGGAUCCUCCAGCAGCAGCGGAAAUCAUUCCCGAAACGGAAAUCGUAGCUGUGGAUCCUCCGGCAGCAGCAUUGGAAAUCAUUCCAUAUGCAGAAACCUUAGCUGUGGAUCCUCCAGCAGUAGUGGAAAUCAUUACAGAACCUGAAACCGUAGCUGUGGAUCUUCCGGCAGCAUCGUUGGAAAUCAUUCCAGACGCAGAAACCGUAGCUGUGGAUCCUUCCGUACAAGUGGAAAUCAUUCCGGGAACAGAAAUGGUUGCUGUUGAUCCUGCUCCUCCAGCAGCAGUGGAAAUCACUCCAGCAGCAGAAACUGUAGCUGUGGAUCCUCCAGCAGUAGUUGAAAUCAUUACAGAACCUAAAACCGUAGCUGUGGAUCCUACGGCAGCAGCAUUGGAAAUCAUUCCAGACGCAGAAACCGUAGCUGUGGAUCCUCCCGCACCAGUGGAAAUCAUUCCGGAAACAGAAACUGUUGCUGUUUAUCCUGCUCCUCCAGCAGCAGUGGAAAUCACUCCAGCAGCAGAAACUGUAGCUGUGGAUCCUCCAGCAGUAGUCGAAAUCAUUACAGAACCUGAAACCGUAGUUGCGGAUCCUCCGGCAGCAGCAUUGGAAAUCACUCUAGCAGCAGAAACCGUAGCUGUGGAUCCUCCGGCGGCAGCAUUGGAAAUCAUUCCAGACGCAGAAACGGUAGCUGUGGAUCCUCCCGCACCAGUGGAAAUCAUUCCGGAAACAGAAACUGUUGCUGUUGAUCCUGCUCCUCCAGCAGCAGUGGAAAUCACUCCAGCAGCAGAAACUGUAGCUGUGGAUCCUCCAGCAGUAGUUGAAAUCAUUACAGAACCUGAAACCGUAGUUGCGGAUCCUCCGGCAGCAGCACUGGAAAUCACUCUAGCAGCAGAAACCGUAGCUGUGAAUCCUCCGGCGGCAGCAUUGGAAAUCAUUCCAGACGCAGAAACGGUAGCUGUCGAUCCUCCCGCACCAGUGGAAAUCAUUCCGGAAACAGAAACUGUUGCUGUUGAUCCUGCUCCUCCAGCAGCACUGGAAAUCACUCCAGCAGCAGAAACGGUAGCUGUGAAUCCUCCAGCAGCUGUGGAAGAUGUAGAAACCGUAUCUGUGGAUCCUCCAGAAGCAGUUGAAAUCAUUACAGUCACAGAAAACGUAGCUGUGGAUCCUCCUGCAGCAUUGGAAAUCACUCCAGCAGCAGAAACUGUAGCUGUGGAUCCUCCAGCAGUAGUUGAAAUCAUUACAGAACCUGAAACCGUAGUUGCGGAUCCUCCGGCAGCAGCAUUGGAAAUCACUCCAGCAGCAGAAACCGUAGUUGUGUAUCCUCCGGCAGCAGCAUUGGAAAUCAUUCCAGACGCAGAAACCGUAGCUGUGGAUCCUCCCGCACCAGUGGAAAUCAUUCCGGAAACAGAAACUGUGGCUGUUGAUCCUGUUCCUCCAGCAGCAGUGGAAAUCACUCCAGCAGCAGAAACUGUAGCUGUGGAUCCUCCGGCAGCAGCAUUGGAAAUCAUUCCAGACGCAGCAACCGUAGCUGUGGAUCCUCCCGCACCAGUGGAAAUCAUUCCGGAAACAGAAACGGUUGCUGUUGAUCCUGCUUCUUCAGCAGCAGUGGAAAUCACUCCAGCAGCAGAAACUGUAGCUGUUGAUCCUCCAGCAGUAGUUGAAAUCAUUACAGAACCUGAAACCGUAGUUGCGGAUCCUCCGGCAGCAGCAUUGGAAAUCACUCUAGCAGCAGAAACCGUAGCUGUGGAUCCUCCGGCGGCAGCAUUGGAAAUCAUUCCAGACGCAGCAACCGUAGCUGUGGAUCCUCCCGCACCAGUGGAAAUCAUUCCGGAAACAGAAACUGUUGCUGUUGAUCCUGCUCCUCCAGCAGCAGUGGAAAUCACUCCAGCAGCAGAAACUGUAGCUGUUGAUUCUCCUGUAGCAGUGGAAAUCAUUUCGGAAACAGAAAUCGUAGCUGUGGAUCUACCAGCCGCAGGGGAAAUCAGUCCUAAAACGGACACUGUUGCUGUUGAUCGUCCUCCGCCAGCAGCAACGGAAAUCAUUUCAGAAGCAGAAACCGUAGCUGUGGAUCCUUCCGUACCAGUGGAAAUCUUUCCGGGAACAGAAAUGGUUGCUGUUGAUCCUGCUCCUCCAGCAGCAGUGGAAAUCACUCCAGCAGCAGAAACGGUAGCUGUGAAUCCUCCAGCAGCUGUGGAAGAUGUAGAAACCGUAUCUGUGGAUCCUCCAGAAGCAGUUGAAAUCAUUACAGUCACAGAAAACGUAGCUGUGGAUCCUCCUGCAGCAUUGGAAAUCACUCCAGCAGCAGAAACUGUAGCUGUGGAUCCUCCAGCAGUAGUGGAAAUCAUUCCGGAAACAGAAACUGUGGCUGUUGAUCCUGCUCCUCCAGCAGCAGUGGAAAUCACUCCAGCAGCAGAAACUGUAGCUGUGGAUCCUCCGGCAGCAGCAUUGGAAAUCAUUCCAAACGCAGAAACCGUAGCUGUGGAUCCUCCCGCACCAGUGGAAAUCAUUCCGGAAACAGAAACUGUUGCUGUUGAUCCUGCUCCUCCAGCAGCAGUGGAAAUCACUCCAGCAGCAGAAACUGUAGCUGUGGAUCCUCCGGCAGCAGCAUUGGAAAUCAUUCCAAACGCAGAAACCGUAGCUGUGGAUCCUCCCGCACCAGUGGAAAUCAUUCCGGAAACAGAAACUGUUGCUGUUGAUCCUGCUCUUCCAGCAGCAGUGGAAAUCACUCCAGCAGCAGAAACUGUAGCUGUGGAUCCUCCAGCAGUAGUUGAAAUCAUUACAGAACCUGAAACCGUAGUUGCGGAUCCUCCGGCAGCAGCAUUGGAAAUCAUUCCAGACGCAGCAACCGUAGCUGUGGAUCCUCCCGCACCAGUGGAAAUCAUUCCGGAAACAGAAAUGGUUGCUGUGGAUCAUGCUCCUCCAGCAGCAUUGGAAAUCACUCCAGCAGCAGAAACUGUAGCUGUGGAUCCUUCAGCAGCAGCGGAAAUCAUUCCGGAAACAGAAACUGUUGCUGUGGAUCCUUCUCCUCCAGCAGUAGUGGAAAUCAUUGCAGGGACAGAAUCGGUGGUUCUGGAUCCUACCGGUGCAGUGGAAUUCAUUCCGGAGACACAAACUAAAGCUGUGGAAAUACCAGCUGUUGAAGUGGAGGCUAAGAGCGUUUCGGACCUUGGUCCGAAUGCUUUAAUCGACGAUACGCAGUUGUUAAGUUGUGUUCCGAAACCGCUAAAAGAGUCAGAUAACAUGGACACAUCAUUAUUGGAACCAUCAUCGGAAUGCGUUCCAGCGCAAACAUCCGUAGAAUACACUAAGAGCGAUAGUUCCGCUCUAGGUUCCAUUGCUGAGCGAGAGGUCAAGAAGUGGUACAAUGCCGUCGAAAUGCCCAACAACCCUUAUGCGCCCGAGGCUCUGAAGCAGCGUAUCAGUGGCACCCAGGAGCGGUACAUGGAUGUGCCAAAUAUCAGUCCCAGCGCCGAGCAGAAGGCUCUGGCCGCCGCCCUCACUGAAGAUGGCGACCCGGCGCCACCAUCAACCGACUACAAACGCUACAGCCGCGACUACUACAUCAACAAUGCCCCCAAUGGCACAGAAGUAAACGGAAUCGUACGGAGAGCAUCGUCCGGCGCAGAGAAGCAGCCGUCCGCAGAGGAUGUUGAGCAGGACAUAGUUAUCACCGAGGCGGCUCAAAACGCAAGCACAACUGCAAUAGAGCAGGAUAAGGAACAGGAAUCAGUUGCGGCUAACGUUUACACGGCCUUGCCAGCUCAGGUAUUUGACGAUUUGCUAGAGACCCAGUCGAACCCAUCGCUUCACUCCCUGCAAACAACGACAACCACCAGCGAUGAAUCCGAAACGGUGCGCGUCUACGACUUUAACAAGCAGGAGACCACGGUCAUCAGACCUGCCCCUGCGGAGCAGCAGCCGAGCUCCUCCACGACAUCAUCCAUGGAGUCAGCUCAGAGCGCGUCGGUGUCCUCUUCCUCCAUAGACGCAUCUGUGUCCAAAAAGCGUGAGCGACCAGUUGUCCUACAGUUUGGCCCUGCCGACUCGGUGCCCACAAUCGGUUCGCCAGUGAACACCCCCACAAGAGGCUCAACGCCCCCGGCGUUCCGCUUUCUCCAGCCAAAACGACGCCUCAUCGAGCCGAGUCAAGUGCUGUCUGUGGACGAAGAUGAUGUGAUGGAGCCUAAUACACCCGUCGCCGAGAAGCCCGCCGUAGAAGAUGAGGUGGUGCAUGCAAUGCCGUCAGUGAAAGCUCUGGCCCAGGCCUUCCUCUUGACUAGCAAAGCCCAGCAAGCCGAGCGACGAUGGCGAUCAAAGGUGCGGCUAUCCUUACCAGCUGAUACGUCAGACAAGUCUCCUACCUCCCUAGCACGGCGACACAAGCUGGAGCAUGCUGUUUCCAUGGCAGAGGUAGCCGAUGAAUCUACGAUCGCCUCUGACUUAUCAUCCCUCGAAACGGAUCCAUCUAUUCAAUCGGACGGUUCCACGAACCCACCUAUCGCCUCUCCUGUGACCCCAGUCCCCGUACGUCAUGGCUUUCUCCGGAGCAAUAUUGCUUUCUUUGAGAACUUAAAGUUUAAGUGAAUAAGCGAAGGGGAUGAGAUGUGCCUCCAUUGGUGGAUAUUCCUUGAGUAAUAUGCACGGUAAUGGUAAAGCACUCCACGCAUCGUCACCAAAAAUUAUGUGCCAUGGCCAUGGCCAGCAUUUCCCAGCCAGAGACCUACCACACACACAACAAUGUACUUAACUUCAAUUGUUACUUGUAGUCCGUAUUUAUUAUUAAUAACUAUUAUAUCCAUGGAUACUAUUUUUUUAGCCCUAAGAUAUGUAUUAUGUAUGUAUGUACUUAUAAGGCGUAACAGAGCUAUUUAAAGUUUUACCAAGAAAUGUUACAUUUUACCCGUACGUGUUUAACUGUUGCAUACUUCUAAUCAAUAAAUCUUACAUAGACUCAAA